AUGAGACCGUCCAAGAACCCAAACGGUUCUGGUGGCCUUGUGCCCACGGAAGACCUUCUCGUCGGUAACGAACAAGGCCAGAUCUGUUACUACGUUGUCGAGUGGCCACAUACGUGGGAAGUAGGCCGAGACUCUUGGGGUGGCACGACAACACUGGUGGCGACUAUUGCAGUUCAUACUCAGCAGAUAUGCGGUCUUGUUUGGGCACCGAGUGGCCGUGAAUUUGUCUCCGGGUCCAAUGAUAAUUUGGCAUGCUACUUCGAGAUUGAGAAGAUGCUGAAAACACGCAAGCGCAGCAGCAGCACAUCAUCCAACGAGACCGUCCGCCGAAGUCGAAGAUCAGAAGUCCGCUCGAGGUCACCAGAAAUCGCCGGCAACAGCUCUGAAAGCCGGUUUUCUUGGUUACCCAAGAGCUUGGAGUCGUUUCUUUACGGCACAUCUGCGAGCGAAGCCAUGGCGGAGCCAGACGUCCGAGGCAACGGCGGCCACCUUGUUCAAGGACAGGCAGAUGAACAGACCACCUUUAUUCGCGGAUCAGAGAAGCAUUGCUGGAGGCAUGGCGCUGCAGUCAAGGCAAUCGCCUUUUGUCCCUGGCAAGAGACUCUCAUCGCUACGGGGGGCGGAUCGAGCGACAAGUGCAUUCACUUUUGGCACACGGGAACAGGCACCGCCUUGGCUACCAUUGCCGUAUCGGCACAGGUGACAUCGUUGAUCUGGUCCACGACACGACCCGAGAUCGUGGCUACGUUUGGGUACGCAACACCGGAUCACCCUUAUCGAAUCGCUGUAUUCAGUUGGCCAUCGUGCGAACAGAUUGGCGCUGUUGCGUUGGACAAUGGCGCUCGUGUCCUGUAUGCCAUUCCGUACCCUGGAGCACCAGCUGAUGCAAAAAAGGGAAGUCGGAGUGUGAAGGAAGGGAGCAUCGUCAUGGCUACAAGUGAUGAGAACGUUAAGUUCCACGAUGUUUGGAAAGAAAGAAAGAACGCCCCGAUGGGUGGUGUUGGGGUGUUGAGUGGCAGCGAUAUACUCGAAGGGCUGGACGGUAUUUUCAAGGAGGGGGCCGUCAUUCGUUAG
Molecule: messenger RNA, 1074 nt
Organism: Colletotrichum siamense
Lineage: Eukaryota; Fungi; Ascomycota; Sordariomycetes; Glomerellales; Glomerellaceae
Gene: AMA1
Product: Meiosis-specific APC/C activator protein AMA1
Exons: 1
Coding region: 1-1074 (357 amino acids)
Biological process (GO): positive regulation of ubiquitin protein ligase activity; positive regulation of anaphase-promoting complex-dependent catabolic process; anaphase-promoting complex-dependent catabolic process
Cellular component (GO): anaphase-promoting complex
Molecular function (GO): protein binding; ubiquitin ligase activator activity; anaphase-promoting complex binding
Source: RefSeq, a predicted model, not a curated record